This is a messenger RNA of Xiphias gladius (swordfish), 2515 nucleotides long. RefSeq names its product RAD51 paralog B (gene rad51b). Gene Ontology annotation, biological process: double-strand break repair via homologous recombination. The transcript has 11 exons. Gene Ontology annotation, cellular component: Rad51B-Rad51C-Rad51D-XRCC2 complex. Gene Ontology annotation, molecular function: ATP-dependent DNA damage sensor activity; DNA binding; ATP hydrolysis activity. The coding region runs from base 787 to 1761 and encodes 324 amino acids. Lineage: Eukaryota; Metazoa; Chordata; Actinopteri; Istiophoriformes; Xiphiidae. The record is from RefSeq and is a predicted model, not a curated record.
CCCAAACACCGCUCGGAAACUCACGAUAAAGUCUGAAUCCCAACUUUGUGUCGCCCUUCGGAGUUACACCCGGAGUCUGGAAGGGGCUCCGUGUUGCCCCCUGUGGCCGUUGUUGGGAAAACAGCGAUUCUCACCAAGCGCUAAGUAGCAGUGGGAGUGUCCGCCCUCCGGCCGCAGGGGGGCAGCAAUGAGCCCAUCACAACCUGGGGCACCGCAACGGACACAUCUAAUUAAAUAGCAUAUAAUAAAUAAAAUAUAAUGUAAUCUUAUACUUUUGUAACAAUAAAACAAAGAAUCCGGGGCACUUUGUCAGUUUCUUUUGAUGCCUAUUCAGACAGCUCUGGAGCAGUUUAGUAACUUUCCAGUGAGCUUACUUUACGGUAACAUCACUGCCAUGUAUCCUAUAUUAUUUCUCUCUGCCAUGACUCGUAUUUCUCAGUCGGUGGUGACUUUCUCUUCGGGCCUCGCAGGCCCGCUCAGCGGUGGGUUUCUGAUUUCUCAGUGUAGUGGUGCACGGACAGUCUGUCACCUCAUCAAGGAGAAGGGAUUUGUCGGCUGACUGUCCCAGUGUACAAAGAGUGACUGCCUAUGAGGAGUAACAGUCAAUGAAAGUCCAGGGUCUCUUCACUUGGCUGUUUUCAACACUGUGUGUGGGCUCUGUGCAGAGCAGCACAAAGCUGAGCCUCUCUACGGAACCGUCAUCCACCGGGUGGGAGAGACCAGCGGGGUAACCGAUGCGGCGAUGAGGACGCGACGGACCUGUUGUCUCUGACUCCUGUUGAAGUGAUGCAUGCUGCAGGGCUGAGCUACCAGAAGGCCUCAGUGCUGCUGCAGUCAGUGAGCAAAGCCAUUGCACCGCCAGUCACCACGGCUCUGGAGGUGUGGAAGCAACACUCUGGCUCCUGUUUCUCUACAUCGUUGCCUGCUCUGGAUAAACUGCUGAGAGGAGGCCUGCCCUGUGGGACCGUCACAGAGGUGACAGGGCCAUCGGGCUGUGGCAAGACCCAGAUGUGUUUGAUGCUGAGUGUUGUGGCCACUCUGCCAAAGAGUGAGGGCGGCUUGGACGGCAGUGUGAUCUACAUUGACACAGAGUCAGCUUUCUCUGCUGAGAGGCUUGUGGAGAUUGCACAGAGCCGGUUCCCAGACUACUUCAGCUGUAAGGAGAGAGUCCUGCAGAUGGCUGGGCGGGUCCAUCUCUUCAGGGAGCUCACCUGUCAAGAUGUUCUCAAUAGACUGGAGAGACUAGAAGAAGACAUCAUCUCUACCAGAGCAGGUCUAAUCAUCCUGGACUCCGUGGCUUCAGUGGUGAGAAAGGAGUUCGACAUAACGCUGCCCGGCAACCUGAUGCACCGCAGCAACCUGCUGAGCCACGAGGCCACCACCCUCAAAUACCUGGCCCACCAGUUCAACAUACCCGUGGUCCUGACCAACCAGAUCACAACUCACGUGGGGGAUCGAGGAUCUGCCCUGCCUGCUGAGGUGAAUUCUGGGUUCGUGACAGCGGCUCUGGGGAAUACAUGGAGUCACAGUGUCAACACACGGCUUAUUGUCCAGUAUGUGAACGCACACCAGAGACAGAUAUUGAUAGCCAAGUCACCUGUGGCUCCAUUCGCUGUGCUGAACUACACCAUUCAGAAGCAGGGAAUCUGUGUCGAUGGAAACGACAGUCAGGAAACCUUGUAUGAGGGCACAGAUCCAGGCCUCCAGCCAAUCAGGGUGCGGACUGGAUUCAACUACGACCUGAACAGAUCUGUGGACUGAACUGACCAAACACUGCUGUGACUCACCUGUGUGUGUACUUCUGCCCAACUUUACUCUCUUUCUCUUUUUCCAACUGUUGGCCUACCUCACUCACUCACAGCCACCGACUCUGUGUCUAAACUGAAUAAAAGCAACUUUACAGAGUUUUCAUCCACAACCGUGAACACUCUCUCUCUCACACACACACACACACACACACACACACACACACACACACACACACACACACACACACACACACACAGAUAAGUGUUUUGUUGUAUGAGCUGCCCCAAACAUGAUAAUGGCUGCUAUUGUUGAUGUGGCUGCCUUGAGUGUUACUUGAUGUUUGGACAUUCAAAACACACAGAAACAAACACCAUACGAAACGAAAAGACUCGGGAUGAGGGCCCGUAGUGUAAUGAUGGCAGGUACUGUCAGACUGUGCGUCAAUCAUAGUGGUUGUUUUCAACUACAGUAUAUGAUGACUGAGGCACAGUGCCUAUAGAAUCCAGGCCGUGGUGGCCUUAUGGUUAAUGCACAUACCAUAUAUUGUAACCACAAUAUUGGUGCUUCCGUUCCAGCCCCGGACCAUUGUUACAUGUCAUAUGCCCCUCUCUCCCUACAUUUCCUGUUACUUGACAACAACUAUGAAAUAAAGGCAAACUGCCAAAUAAGUCAAAGCACGAGGGAACAUUUGCUGGUCAAACGUGUUUCAGCCACUCACUUUGUCAUUUUGACUUAUUGUAAGCAUCUCUGUUCACUGUGUUAAUAA